Molecule: messenger RNA, 1427 nt
Organism: Haplochromis burtoni (Burton's mouthbrooder)
Lineage: Eukaryota; Metazoa; Chordata; Actinopteri; Cichliformes; Cichlidae
Product: high affinity immunoglobulin gamma Fc receptor I-like
Biological process (GO): cell surface receptor signaling pathway
Molecular function (GO): transmembrane signaling receptor activity
Source: RefSeq, a predicted model, not a curated record
UGGUGAAAAUGCUGUUGCUGCUUAUAGCUCAAGACCAGAAAUAUUGUAUGUGUGCUAAAGAAUCAGAAGGAGCUUAUCUUCAUGUUCAUCCAAAUAGACUGCAGUUCUUUGAAUAUGACUCCAUCUCAUUAAACUGCUCGGGGUUUCAUGGCCCAGCAGAAUGGAGAGUGAUCAAAAAGCUUGGCUUAAAUUCUACUCAAUGGGACACAUCAACAAGAACUUUGUACAUUAAACCUGCCUUUAAGUCACACAGUGGAGAAUACUGGUGUGAAAAUGAAGAUGGAGAGAAAAGCAGCACUGUCAACAUCACCAUCACUAGAGGAGAUGUGAUCCUGGAGAUUCCCGCUUUUCCUUUAAUGGAGGGAGACAAUGUCACUUUGGGCUGUAGAAAAAAAGGAAUGCCUUCAAAUCUUCCAGCUGAUUUUUACAAGGACGGUCACUACAUGGAAACUGGAUAUGCAGGAAAAAUAACCAUUCCCCAUGUUUCCAAGUCUAAUGAAGGACUGUACAAUUGCAUCUUUUCUGAAUCUCAAGGGAAAUCACCAGAGAGCUGGAUGGCUGUGACAGCAGCACAUGUUGCUCCCACACCUCAGGAGACAAUACCUCAAGAUGAUCAAGAGACUGAACAGAAGAGCUCUCCAUCCAGGUCCACUGGACUCUCCAUCAUAUUGCCUGCUAUGUUGAUCAUUUUGGCUGUGGAUGUGAUAAUAGUGGCUGGACUACAUUACUGCCAGAAACACACAGUAGCAAGCUCUUACGCUGUCAUGUCAGUAACAGUGUAUAAAAAUGUUCAGGUAACUCAUCUACAAAUGGAUACCUACAACAAUGAGACAAAACAGAAAAAGAAAUGAGGAUUGUGUGUCCAGAGUCAAGAGAGACUGAGAAAUCCAUCAAGACGAGAGGUGCCCAGACACAAGGUUUUUCUACUCUUGAUGAUACACCAGGACAAAUUCAACAGUGUGAGGAAGAGGAGGAGGAAGAAGUGCAGCUCAGAGAUAUAUAGAAGAGCGGAGGUGAAGACACAGACUGCUCUUUCUUGAUGAAGGCUGUUAGAAAAGUUUAAAAUAAUUAGCAAUGGUUAAAUAAAUAAAUUAGCACUGGGCAGUGAAAAGGUAUACAUUUAAAAAGUUAAAGUGUGUAAGCACUCGCACCAAAAUAUCCCUGAAAAUAAACGUCAAGCAUAUUAACUUCAGUUUUAUGUUUCUUCAGUUAAACAUGAAAUAUUUUUGCUUUAUCUAUGUGUUUGUUUCAUAUUGCUGUUUAUAUGCUUUAUAUAUUUUGUGAUAAGUUCAUCUGCUGCAUUACAUCGUAUUUUAUAAGCAUGUUAUACAUCUGUAUCAUGCUCUGUUAGACCCAUUCAGCCAUUUAAGGAUCAGAUAUCUUUUCCAUCUGACCUAAGAAAAUUAUAUGUCAUGAUUUUCUCACCC